UUCAUGACGUCACACUAUAUACUGUAUCCUUGAUAGGUCUGGGCCCAAAAUGUGUUCCUUCGAAUUAACUGAAAGGGGAAGGCGUAUUCUUGGAUUAGUUAUAUGUGUAAUAGACGGUUUUCUAGCUAUCUCUGGUGCUUCUGUUGCAGCAAUGGGUAUUUAUUUGAACUUGCAUUUAGAAUCAAAAAUGCAGUUUCUUCAUGGUUAUGAUACCGGAACUGUGCCAUACUUCCUGUUCAUUGUUGGAGUUACGAUGCUUCUUUCGGGGUCUCUAUUUUCGAAAGCGUCUUUCGAUUCUGCAUAUCCAGAAUCCAGAGGAAGGUUCCAAUCAUUCUUAGUAUUUUUUCUGGCUGCAAAAUUUAUUAUGAUAUGGACCGUUUUUUCAGCAUCGAUGUUGUGUUUUACUCAUCGAUCCGUGAUUGAAGAGUCGUUAAAGAAUGGACUGUUUUCCGUAAUGAAACUGUAUAAAAAAGAUAUGGAACUCAAAGUGCUUAUAGACAAAUUACAAAUCGAGUAUAGUUGUUGUGGGAGCAACAGAUUUGAAGAUUGGUUCUCAGUUAGUUGGGUUAACGAAGACUUUUUGGACGUGGAGGACAAACGCAUCAAAAGCAAAAUGACUGCUGGGUUGUAUAUGGGUGAUGAUGUCCCCUUUAGUUGUUGCCAUGUUUACUCAUAUAGACCAUGUAUUCACCACAAUGUUACCAAGGGAACUCGCAGUAAAUACAAACCGACUUUAAAUAAUCGAGGAUGUGCUGGAACACUGAUGAACUUCUUUGAAUCCUCCAUUUUGGAACCUUCAGGAUACUUCAUAUUGAUGGCAUUUUUUGUUCAAAUGCUGUCCACACUCCUUUUGCGAUAUUUGCAUACCUCUAUCGAUGAUGCUGCCUUAAUGGAGCCUUUAGGACCUGGAACUGCCAGUCUAUGCCCAAACAUUGGAGCUGGUGAUUCCAUGAAAUAUGUCAAGAGCGAUGAAGAGAGUCUAUUCUUUGAAGAAACUGAAAAUCAUCAGAAUGGUGGACAACAAGAAUUGCAAAACUUCUUAGAGUUUGGAGACACUGAUUAUGAAUCUGGUUUAGAAAUGAUGGGUGAUUUUCAGUUUGGAAAGAGUGAGAUCAAUGAGUCUAGUGGCAAGGAAGAGAAUAAAGGUGAAAAUGCAACACCAGGUGACUCUUCAGAGAAUAAAAACAAAUCUAAAAAGGAUGGAAAGGAAGCAGAGAAAAAGGAAAAUGCAGCUGAUAAAGAAUCUGGAAAAGGCAAUGCAGAAAGUAAAAAGGGUGCCAAAGAUGACAAAAUUGAUAAAGGAAAGGAUACAGAGAAAAAGGGAAAUGCUGUAGAAAAAAAAUCUGGAGAAAAUGCUACUGGUAAUGAAAAGAAUGCCAAAGACAAAAUCAGUUCUGGAAAGGACACAGAGAAAAAGGGAAACACAGUUGAUAAAGAAUCUGGAAAAGGUAAUGCAGAAAGUAAAAAGGGUGCCAAAGAUGACAAAAUUGAUAAAGGAAAGGAUACAGAAAAAAAGGGAAAUGCUGUAGAAAAAAAAUCUGGGGGAAAUGCUACUGGAAAUGAAAAGAAUGCCAAGGACAACAAAAUCAGUUCUGGAAAGGACACAGAGAAAAAGGGAAACACAGUUGAUAAAGAUUCUGGAAAAGUUGCUACUAAAAGUGAAAAGGAUGCUAAAUGUGAAAACAAAAAUGAAGCACAAAACAAAAAAGGCAAAUCUGGAGAAAAAACUAAGGCAGAGGACAAAUCAUCUAAAAAAUCUAACAAGGAGAGAGAAAAGUCUCAUGAGAGAUCUCGUAAAGAUAAAUUUGAUAAAGAAUCAAAAAAGUCCAAAGGUGAAGAUCCGAAGUCUAAGUCCAGUAAUAACAAAGACAAAUCACCAGGGUCUAAAGCAAAGAAGAACAAGUCCAAGUCGCCAGCAUCUAAACCUGGAAAAAAUAAUUCAAAAUCACCAGGUUCCAAAUCUGGAAAAUCCAAAUCCAAAUCACCUGUGGCGAAAUCUGGUGGGAAAAAGUCCAAAUCACCAAAAUCAAAAAAUAAGAAAUGAGACAAAAAGAUGAAGGAGGAAGUGGAGGAUAGUGAGAUUAGUCGGGAAUAAACACAUAGAGGCAGGAGUAGGAGGACUACCAGUGUCAUUACUGUAUCA
This is a messenger RNA of Ostrea edulis (European flat oyster), 2143 nucleotides long. RefSeq names its product serine/threonine-protein kinase PRP4 homolog. Gene Ontology annotation, biological process: visual perception. Bases 50 to 2044 code for a protein of 664 amino acids. The transcript is spliced from 5 exons. Gene Ontology annotation, cellular component: membrane. Lineage: Eukaryota; Metazoa; Mollusca; Bivalvia; Ostreida; Ostreidae. The record is from RefSeq and is a predicted model, not a curated record.